AACAAGGUAGCGAGCCUCGUAGACAUUUGGCAGCAGUUGGCGCCAUCGUGUCUACUCUCCAACCGACUCGACUUGACAGAAGCAGAAAAAGCCGAGCCGAGCUGCUGGCGAUGGCGGCGGGAAUGGAGCAGAAAUCACACUUCUCAGACGCAAAGUCGAGAAUCGGCCGAAAGGAGGCUGGCGGAUGAGCACUCCAUUCAUCCGUUCCGGUUGAGUGAACCUGGACUGCGAAAGGACCAGCUGAAUGUUGUGUUGCAGCAAACGACCGUGUGUUUCACACUCCUUGUGGCUCUUCUUGCAGAAGUAAGUUUCCUACUUCUCCAUCUUCUCCCUCCAUUCAUCCUCCUCUUCUCAGUCCCGCUUCUCUUCUUCCUCUUCCUCCUACUCCUGCCCCUCUUCUUCCUCCUCCCAAUCUUACUCAUCUUCUCCCACUCCCGCUUCUCUUCUACCUCCUCCUCCUCCUCCUCCUCCUCUUCAUCCUUUUUUUCAAUCAUCUCCCUCCACUUGUCCUCCUAUUCUUCCUCUUAUUCCCAAUCCCACUCCCGCUUCUAUUUUACCUCCUCCUUUUUUUUCAUCUUCUCCCCCCACUUGUCCUCCUCUUCUUUCUCUUCUUCCCACUCAAACCCCUCUUCUUCCUCCUCUCCGUCCCGCUUCUCUUCUUCUUCUUGCCACUCCCACUCAUGUUCUCCCACUCCCGCUUCUCUUUUACCUCCUCUUCCUUUUUUUCAUCUUCUCCCCCCCUUGUUCUCCUCUUCUUCCUCUUCUUCCCACUCCCACCCCUUUUCUUCCUCCUCUCAGUCCCGCUUCUCUUCUCACUCCUCCUCUUCCCAUUCCAAUUUUUCUUUUUCUCAUCACACUCCUGCUCCUCUUCCUUCUGCUUCUCUUCCAUUCAUCUUCCUCCUCCCUAUUCUUCUCCUCCUCCUCAUCCUUUUCCUUCUCUUCCUCCUUUUUUUCCAUCUUCUCCCCCCACUUGUCUUCCUCUUCUUCUUCUUCUUCCCACUCAAACCGCUCUUCUUCCUCCUUUAA
Messenger RNA from Protopolystoma xenopodis, 1026 nucleotides. The record is from the annotation of a GenBank genome assembly. Lineage: Eukaryota; Metazoa; Platyhelminthes; Monogenea; Polystomatidea; Polystomatidae.